AAUUCCCCUCUCUCUCUCUCUCACACACACACACAACAUGAGGAUGAAUGUGAAAGAAUCGACGAUGGUGAGGCCAAUGGCAGAAACGCCAAGUGGGAGUCUGUGGCUGUCGAAUUUGGACUUACAAAUGCCGGCUAACUACCACAGCCGCUUCGUCUACUUGUACCGUUCCAAUGGCGCCGCCAACUUCUUCGACGUUGGCUUGCUGAAGGCGGCGCUUGGGCGGGUUCUGGUUGACUUCUACCCCUAUGCAGGGAGGUUGGAGAAGGCGGAUGACGGGCGCCUCCAGAUUAACUGCAACGCCGAGGGAGUGUUGUUCGUGGAGGCGGAGUGCGACGCCGCCGUCGAUGACUUGGGUGGUUUCGCGGCCCACGCCCCCGACCUCUCUCUCGUCCCUAAAGUCGAUUAUUCCCGGGGGACUUCCACCUUCCCACUUUUGUUGCUGCAGUUGACUCGGUUCAAAUGCGGUAGCAUUUCCUUGGGCGUUGCAAACGACCACCACAUUUCCGACGGGACCUCCGCCCUCCGUUUCAUCAACACGUGGUCCGACACCACCCACGGCGUAACAGCUGCGGCUGUCCCCCCGGUGCUGGACCGCCGCCUCCUCUCGGCACGCUGCCCGCCGCGGCCCCGGUUCCCCCACGACGAAUUCCAGCCCUCGCCGCCGCUCACAACCCCUCUCCCCAACACCGACACAUCACACUCAACAUUCAAACUCACUCCCGCCCAACUCCACGCCCUCAAGCAGAGAUGCAAAUCCGGUUACACCACGUACGAGGCGGUCGUCGGCCACGUGUGGCGCUGCGUCUGCGCAGCCCGCCGCCUCCCCCCACGCCAACAAACCAAGCUGCAGUUCUCGGUGAACGGGCGUCCGAGGCUGCGGCCGCCCCUGCCGCCGGGUUUCUUCGGCAACGUGAACUUCUAUACCACGUCGACUGCUCUGUGCGGCGAACUGGUGUCGAAUCCGGUGGAGUUGGCGGUGGAGAAAGUCCACGAGGCGGCGGCCCAAAUGAAGGACGAGUAUUUGAGGUCGGCUAUCGACUACUUGGAGGUGCAGCCGCCAAGUAUGAGCACCGCCUCCCGCAGCGAUAAGAGCGUGAGGUGCCCUAAUUUGGAUAUCACGAGCUGGGUGCGGCUGUUCUCUUUCAACCCGGAUUUCGGGUGGGGGAAGCCGGUUUAUUUCGGACCGGCAGCGGUUCAGUACGAAGGGAAGGCUUACUUGCUCGUUGAUCCCGAGAGUGAUGGGGGUUGGUUGCUUCAAAUCACAUUGCUCAAGCCGCAUAUGGAAGCGUUUCACAACUUGUUUUAUGACAUUCCUCCAAAAAAUAUGACAAUUUGCAUUCGCCACAAGUUGUAAUGUCAAUAAACAUCGCAAAAACUCCGGUGAAACCGGUUUUACAAUGACACUACUUCAACAUUCAUUUGCAUGUUGAAGUGGUGUUAUUGAAAAUAUUAAAGUGUCAUUUGUAUGUUGAAGUAGUGUCAUUCGCAAAACUGAUUUCACCGUGAAAUCGGUUUCACGGGAGACCACCUCAAUAAACAUUGUGCAUGCGUGCGUGUAUUUUU
Molecule: messenger RNA, 1566 nt
Organism: Salvia miltiorrhiza (redroot sage)
Lineage: Eukaryota; Viridiplantae; Streptophyta; Magnoliopsida; Lamiales; Lamiaceae
Product: rosmarinate synthase-like
Exons: 2
Coding region: 38-1357 (439 amino acids)
Molecular function (GO): acyltransferase activity, transferring groups other than amino-acyl groups
Source: RefSeq, a predicted model, not a curated record